This is a messenger RNA of Venturia canescens, 1944 nucleotides long. RefSeq names its product Succinyl-coenzyme A synthetase alpha subunit 1 (gene Scsalpha1). The coding region runs from base 367 to 1368 and encodes 333 amino acids. The record is from RefSeq and is a predicted model, not a curated record. Gene Ontology annotation, molecular function: succinate-CoA ligase (ADP-forming) activity; succinate-CoA ligase (GDP-forming) activity. Gene Ontology annotation, biological process: tricarboxylic acid cycle. The transcript has 7 exons. Gene Ontology annotation, cellular component: mitochondrion; succinate-CoA ligase complex (ADP-forming). NCBI's taxonomy places the organism in Eukaryota, Metazoa, Arthropoda, Insecta, Hymenoptera, Ichneumonidae.
UUGUCUCUGCCUAAUCUCGCUCUGUUCUUCGUUGUAUAUAUUAUUCCCGUAUAGUUUUUUAUCCUUGCAUGACAAUUAAGUUUAUGCUAUGUAUCCUACGAGCAUCUGUAUCGACACAGUAAACACGAGAGACAGUUCUUAAAAGCUGAAAGAGAGAGAAGUGUGACUCGCCCUGUGCGGUGUGUCUGUUCAUUUUUCUCCCCUGUUUCUUGACCAUUUCGCGAUUUCUCUCUAUCUUCUGUUCCUUCCACAUUAGAUAGAGACUCUCUCAUGGUGAAUGAAACUCGGGUGGUAGAACGAUUAAUUUACGUGUAAGAAACAUUUUGGUUGUUUCGUGAAACAUCUUAUUUUAACUAACAUAAAAAAAUGGCUGUUGCUGCCAGGGCAUUGUCAAAAUUUACAGCAAGGACACCAACCAGUCUUUUGGGUAGUCAGAUAAGAUUCAAUUACACUCAAACGAGAAAAAAUUUGAAAAUCGACUCGAACACGAAAGUAAUAUGCCAGGGUUUUACGGGAAAGCAGGGAACUUUCCAUUGUCAGCAGGCGAUUGAUUAUGGCACCAAAGUUGUCGGUGGUGUCAGCCCCAAGAAAGCAGGCACGGAACAUUUGGGCAAACCUGUUUUUAAAACAGUCAAGGAGGCAAAGGAUGCCACUGGUGCAACAGCUUCUGUAAUUUAUGUUCCUCCCCCUGCAGCUGCAAAUGCAAUCAUGGAGGCUCUCGAUGCAGAAAUGCCCCUGAUUGUUUGCAUUACCGAGGGCAUUCCUCAACACGACAUGGUGAAGGUCAAGAGGCGGUUAUUGGAACAGGGCAAAUCACGUCUUAUAGGACCUAAUUGUCCUGGAAUCAUAGCACCUGAACAGUGUAAAAUCGGUAUUAUGCCCGGACAUAUUCACCAAAGAGGAAAAGUGGGUAUUGUCUCGAGAUCUGGAACCUUGACAUAUGAGGCUGUAAACCAAACGACAUUGACCGGACUUGGACAAACCCUGUGUGUAGGUAUUGGUGGAGAUCCUUUCAAUGGUACUGAUUUCAUCGAUUGCCUUGAAGUUUUUCUGGCCGAUCCGGAUUGCAGCGGUAUUAUCAUGAUCGGCGAGAUCGGUGGUAGUGCCGAGGAGUCUGCUGCGGAAUACCUCAUCGAGCAUAACACUGGAGCGAAGGCAAAGCCCGUAGUUUCCUUCAUUGCUGGUGUCACUGCUCCUCCGGGCCGUAGAAUGGGUCACGCCGGAGCUAUCAUUUCUGGAGGAAAAGGUGGAGCACAAGAUAAAAUUCUUGCUCUUGAAAAGGCGGGUGUUAUAGUAACGCGAAGUCCUGCACAAAUGGGUCGUGAAUUAUUGAAGGAAAUGACCCGUCUCGGACUCGUUAGCAAAUAAAUUCAAGAAAGAAAGAAAAAUGUUCUGUAAAAUUAUGUAGUUUCUCUCCAUGUCCGUGUAUCUUCGAAGAAAAGAAACAAAACAAAAAAAACGAUAAAAAUUAUCACUAAACCUAUAAUCUGUACUGUGACGAGAAAGCUACGAUAAAGGAGAAACAAAAAAAGAUAAUGAGAAUGAAAGAAAAAUACGGAUGUUGAAAUUAUUGGAAAUCCAUAAUAAAUUAUUCUAAUCGAAAUGUGAACGUGUUUAACGCACGGAUUUUAUCUAUAAAAACGUUCAAGAGAAAAAACGUGAAUUUGCCUUCACUUGACUUUACUCUCGUACACUCAUUGCAGAACGACCUAUCGCAUCAAAUGAUGAAUACCAUUAAUUAUUCGAUUUUUAUCGUGUAUCCGAGUCUCAUACAUCCUGAGGCGUAGCCUGUACCGUCCGGGACUUUAAACUGUUGCUUCACAUUGCCAAAACCUUUUUUUCAUACUUUUCCUCAGAGCAUAUUUCUAUUCACCAUUGUUUAAAUACAAUACAUACGCUUAUUGUAAAUCAUGUUAAUUAUUGAAUAAAGCCGUUAUAGCCUAA